Solanum verrucosum is the source of this 838-nucleotide messenger RNA. Its product is annotated as axial regulator YABBY 5-like. Gene Ontology annotation, biological process: abaxial cell fate specification; multicellular organism development; cell fate commitment. The transcript is spliced from 7 exons. Gene Ontology annotation, cellular component: nucleus. NCBI's taxonomy places the organism in Eukaryota, Viridiplantae, Streptophyta, Magnoliopsida, Solanales, Solanaceae. The record is from RefSeq and is a predicted model, not a curated record. Bases 158 to 742 code for a protein of 194 amino acids.
UUUGAGAGCAAUAUAUUAGAGAGAGAAUAAAAGCAUUUUCUCAUUAGAGUGACUCAUGUCCUCUUAUAUAUUUUGAACUCUCUCUCUCUAUAUAUAUAUAUUUGCUUCUUUCUCCAUCCUCUUAUAGUAUUUCACUUUCCUCCAUAUAUAAAGAAACAUGUCAUCAAGCUACAUUGAUUCUACUAAUUCUGAGCAACUUUGCUAUAUCCCUUGCAAUUUUUGCAAUAUUGUUCUUGUGGUGAGUGUUCCAUGCAGCAACUUGUUUGAUAUAGUGACAGUUCGAUGUGGACAUUGCACAAAUUUGUGGUCCGUUAAUAUGGCUGCUGCAUUUCACUCCAAUUCUUGGCAAAAUCAUCAUCAAUAUCUUCAUCAUCAGGUAGGAAACUACACUAAUUCUCCUCAUGAUCAAUACAAGAUAGAUUGUGGUUCAUCAUCCAUCACAAACAAUUCUACUCAUGAGGAGAGGAUUGUAAAUCGACCUCCGGAAAAGAGGCAACGAGGACCUUCUGCAUAUAAUCAGUUCAUAAAAGAGGAGAUUCAGAGGAUCAAGGCUAAUAAUCCAGAUAUCACUCAUAGGGAAGCAUUUAGUACUGCUGCUAAAAAUUGGGCACACUUCCCUCACAUUCAGUUUGGGCUCAUGUUGGAGACUGACAAUCAAGCUAAACUUGGUGCUAGUGAGAACAAAGAAAAGCUUAUAAUGCCUAGAGCUGCAUUGCCAAAAAUAAAGACCUUCACCUUCUAAGAGUAUUAAUUCUCCACAUGUUGUAUGCUGAAUUAUUGAAGACAAGUGUGAUUUUAUUUGUUCUAUUUAUUAGUACUUAUAAAUUGUGUAAUAUAA